This is a messenger RNA of Ctenocephalides felis (cat flea), 2685 nucleotides long. RefSeq lists its product as uncharacterized. The record is from RefSeq and is a predicted model, not a curated record. Gene Ontology annotation, molecular function: aldose 1-epimerase activity; carbohydrate binding. NCBI's taxonomy places the organism in Eukaryota, Metazoa, Arthropoda, Insecta, Siphonaptera, Pulicidae. The transcript is spliced from 18 exons. Bases 1 to 2685 code for a protein of 894 amino acids. Gene Ontology annotation, biological process: beta-D-galactose catabolic process via UDP-galactose, Leloir pathway; glucose metabolic process.
AUGGCAACAGAUAGAUUAAAUUUAGACUUGCCAGUAACCUCGAUCCAUGGAUAUGGUGACGUUAAAGUUUUUGGACAUGAUACACCUCUGGCAGCCAUCCAAGGCACCAAGAAACCCUGUCUGGCACCAUGCAGUGUCAACAAACCAGGUUGCGAUUCCCGAAUGCGAGAAUGCAGACGAAGGUACCAGAAUCGCACCCCUGUGCAAAAACCAGCAGGGGUUGAAGGAGUCGUCGACCCUUUGGCUUUGGAGCCCUGCGGGAGCGGAUCGGCCCUGGAAGAAUGCCAGCAACCUGAAGGUAAAGAUAAUGAAUAUUAUCCGACCGGGCCAAAGUUGCCUGAAAGGCGGUAUUUGCGUACGGGAGAUCCGAAUGUCCAUUUGACUGAAGAAGGCUUUGACUUUUUAUAUCCUGAUGAUGGGGUUUCUGAACCUGAAGUCGUCAUGAUGUAUACUUGGAGCACUAGAAGUCGGAUGACUGUUAAAGUGAUAACUUAUGGAGCAACUGUAGUAGGUAUUUCAGUACCAGAUGCAAGAGGAAUGGUUCAAGAUGUUUUACUUGGAUUCGACGAUCUAGCAGGUUACAGGAGACAAAGCAAUCCUUAUAUAGGCGCAACCUUGGGUCGUGUUGCAAAUUACAUCGAAAAUGCGAACUACAAAUAUCUCCAUGACGAGUACGAUUUGAGGCCAAAUCGUCCACCACAUCAUUUUAACGGAGGUCGUAGAGGAUUUGAUAAAAAAUUGUGGACUGCCACUCAGGAUGGAACUAAGAUUAUAAUGAACCUGGUGUCUGAAUCAGGUGCCGAAGGUUAUCCUGGUAAAUUGUUGACGUCCAUAACCUUCCAGGUGACUGCUGAAAAUAGAUUUAUUGUCAGUAUGAGAUCUGCGAGUGAUUGUUCGACUCCUGUGAGCCUUACUCAUGCACUGAGAUUGAAUUUGGCGGGACAUAAUGCUGGUCUUUUGGACAUCUUUAAACAUCGCAUCACUGUCGAUGCUGAUAAAUACGUUGAGAAGAAUUUUUUGGGAUUGCCAACUGGUAAAUUGCUAAAAGUAGCAGCAACUCAGUAUGAUUUUCGUGUCGAAAGAAACAUCGGAGGGUUGUUAAGAAGAUGUGCAAGACGAGGAAUUGACCAUACAUUGUGCUUGACACACCAACCAGAACCGAAGGACGACGAAUAUGAUGAGGACAAUGUUAUUUUUGUAGCCAGGAUUUUGCAUCCGGAUUCUGGUCGCGUUUUGGAAAUUUACAGCAACCAGCCCGGUUUGAAUUUUAGCACCUGCAAUGAUCUUCCUGACCAUGGAUACGAUUUAUUGCCUGAAGAUCCCGACGAUAAAGAAAACGUGUACUUGAGGCCAGUCGACACAGUUAACGAAUACACCCAGGUUAUAGAAGAUGAUAUAGAUUUUGAAAUGUUUCCUGAAGAUGACGAGGAAGAAGAAGAAGAAGACAUGGCCAAAGCUCAUGUAGAAGGUGACCUGAGCGAAGCUGAAUUAAAUUUGAGCCCUUCAGAAAUUGAAGCUCGUCUGGCGUUUCGGAAACAAAGUGCAGCGGCCAAAAAAUCAGACGUUUACCAAAGAAUUUCUUUGAUCACCAAGAAAGGAAUAGAAGCCAAGAGCUCCGUGGAAGCCACUGCAGAAGAACAACUUGUUCCUGUCAAAAUACAGCGUAAAGUUUCCGAUCCCGAUGCCGGUGGUGCCGAAUGGUGGGGCAAAACACCACCAGGAGCUGAAGAUUUGUACGAAUCAGCCAGGGAAGCAAGGAUGAAGGCUUUGAAAGGGUUUGAUGAGACUAGUGAACAUGGUGCUGCUUGUUCUAAGGAUUGCCCUUGUAGACUUACUGAGGAUCAACGACUCAAGCAACUGAAAAUGCUAGAGGAACUCCGUGAGCAGGAAGAAGCCGAAAACGAACGAAGGCGGAAAGAACAAGAAGACUUGGCUCUUGCUGAACAGCAAAGGCUUGCAGAAGAAGCUGAAGCAGCCCGUUUGAGAGCCCUGGAGGAAGAAAUGAGAAGAAAACUUGAAGAGCUGGAAGCUGAAGAAGAUGAGGAUGAAGGUCCUGGUGGGAGCCAGGAAGGGGAAGGAGAAGGAGAAGACGAGGAUGAGUACGGUCUAGGUGGUGACUAUGGCUAUGGCUACGGAGGCAGAGAUUCUUUGAGGUACCAAAAAGGCGCCCAUCGUGUUGGCCUGGAGGAGGUCGAUAGUACCUUAAGGGACCCUGUGUGUAAAGCCUGCAAGGAACCUUCUGAGGACGAGUACGAGGUGGCAGUUAGCGAAUCGGAGGAAGGAGACGAAGAAGGUGUUACAUCUGAUAUUGCACUUUUGAGAAAAUUAGGACCACCAGCAAGUUUUAUAGAAGGAAAAGAAGGUGCUAAAUAUUAUAAAAAUUGUGCAAUUGGACUGCAGACACAGAAGUAUCCUGAUGCCUUGCACCAUAAAAACUUUCCCUCAAUCAUCCUUCAUCCUGGUGACUUCUACUACCACAAAACCGAGUACAGGUUCGGUCUAAAGGUUCGUCCUGGUGUCCUGAUUAAAAAGGAUGUUUCGACGGAAAUUUCUCCUGAAGAUGAUGAAAAAGAAAAAGUUAUUGGACUUGAAGACGAAAGUUGUAUUAAAGAAUGCGACGAUUUGUGUCGGAAAAUUGUCAUGAUUGUUGAUCCGUGCUGCGAGGUUAAGGAGAAAAAAAUAUAA